UAUUUAUUCAGAGAGAUAUUUAUUAUUUUUUAUUCCCGUUUUUAUUCGCGGCGACUUUCACCGCCACCGAGAAGGGGGUUUGUUUGAAUAAUUUUAAAGUGUUAUUGCCGUAUUUUAAACUCAGCCGGAGUUCAUUGGAAAAGAGCCGCGAUCCCGCACAUUUUUCUGCUCGUAACUUGCUGCGGGAAAGACUUCUCUGGAGCUACCUGGAGUUUAUUUUCUGCGGGCGAUCCCCGAGGCGCUUUUCAGAAGGGACACUUCGAUUGUGGCAGCCUUCUGUUCGGGAGCAGAGAGAAGGCAGGGCUUUCCCCCGGUCGUCUGAAGACUUGAUGCUCUUUCCUUGGUCCUGGAGUGACAUGAUCCUCUGCGUUCCGGGAUCCUAUCCUUUGCUAGCAGAGGAAAAGCUCAGGAGGCUAUCGGUUGAAGGCCUUGCAGUGAAUGUGUCAGAGCAGGUCAUGCAGCCUUUGACAGUCACAUCCUUCCAAGAACAAGCCGCCCCUCCCUCGGUAAUGCCCAGGCUUGAAAGCAACCCACCGCAGACACGAGACCCAGAGGAGGAUCUGCUGUGCAUUGCCAGAACAUUUUCGUUCCUGCGAGAAUCUGGCUGGUAUUGGGGUUCUAUUACAGCCAGUGAAGCCAAGCAGCAGCUCCAGAAGAUGCCAGAGGGGACUUUUCUGGUGCGGGACAGUGCUCACCCCAGCUACCUGUUCACACUGUCAGUCAAGACCAACCGAGGCCCUACCAACGUGCGCAUUGAAUAUGCUGAUAGCAAGUUCCAGUUAGAUUCCAAUUGCCUCUCCAAACCUCGGGUUUUGGCCUUUCCAGAUGUGGUUAGUCUUAUCCAGCAUUAUGUUCUUUCUUGUACUGUGGAGAGUAAGAGUGAUGCUCCUUACCCACCUCCCGUGCCUUUACCUCCCCCACAAAAGGAGAUGAUAGCAUCAGCAGUACAUCUGAAGCUCAUCCGGCCGCUUGGCCGCAAGGACAUUGCCCCCAGCCUGCAGCACCUCUGCCGGCUACAGAUCAGUCGAUGCACUGGAAAGACAGACCAGUUGCCUCUACCAAAGAGAAUGAAGGACUAUUUGAAGCAGUACCCUUUUCAACUUUAAGGACACUGUCAGUCUGCCUGGGACAAGCAACAGAACUAACAUUGAAAAAAUCCAAUUCUGGCAACAGAAUGGCUUUGAUCCACUGAUGGGGUUAUGUUCUUAAGUGGGCACAGUAAAUAAAUUGCCAGCAGAAGAGACUGUUUUUCUCAUCAUCCCCUCCCUUAUUUUUCUCAGCUAUCUAAUUUCAUUCUUAUACCAUGGAGGAGGCAGCAUGCACAAGGUACACAAAUCCAAGGCCGAAAGCUCAAGGCGUCUCUCUUCUUUCUCUGACUAGCUUUGCAGAACUACUCUUGGUAUGCGCAGACUACUUGAAUUGUGGAGUCACCAUUGCACCAGGAAUGUUCAAGCCUCAAAACUGUAUUAUUUAUUCCCAUGGUAGUUACUCUUUUUUGCUACUUCUGAGUACAUAUAGAUUGAGUGUCCUUCUUUUCCUUUUACAAGCAAAUUAUUUAAAGAUGGGCUCAAACCGUAGCUAUGUAAGACAGUCUCACAGUAGUUCAGUAUGGACUUGAAUGAAGUCUUCUGGCCAUUGGCUACUCUAUAACCUGUCAUGAUGUAUUCAUAUUCAAAUAUAAGACAAAUAUGUUGGAAGUGUAUACAAGUUUGACUCCAGUUACAAUCAACAUCCAGACUUUAGUUCCCAUCACGUUGGCACAAAGAUAACUUGCUUAUUCUUUCCAAGUUUAUUGAGCUUGGCUUAGUAAGCCCCCUUUUCUCUCCCUCCCUCUUUGAAGAGGAUAUUCCCAUUUUGAAUCAGCCAAUUAUAUCCAAAUGAUUUGUUAAAAUUAAACAGUGAAGACGCCUACAUAGCUGUCCUGUGAAGCUUAGCACUGUCCUUGGAGAAAUGGUCACAUCCUGAGCUUAGUAUAAAGUUUAUUUCUACAGUGUUUGUUUAUAUUUGUUUGGGAGGAAAAACUCAGGAAACAGGCCAUUUUUCUCCUAUUACCACAUUGGUGCCAACCCAUUAGCUGAAUGUUAACUCACAUUAUUGCUGUAUUAGCACAAAGGAGCUUCAGGGAGAACACAAUACCGAUACAUUCUUUACCACCAUUUUUCCUUGUGAGUACUUGCCCACUCUGAUUCUGAUGCUUGUCGAUGGGGCAGAGAAGAUAGCAGGAAUUAAGUGUCACUCCAGCUUCCAUCUUUUCCAGUUGCUCUAAUGCGCCUUAUAUUUGUUAGGUAGGAAGCUAAGACACUACAGUGUUGGUUGUAUAAGGUUAAGAAAGAAUUCUUGGCAUUAAUUCUGCCUUCCACUUCUUCCUCUGUCUUAUGUCAACAGUAGCUGAGGAUGGAGAAUUUGUGUUGUCAAAAGAUUGUCCUUCAUUAUUUGUCAAAAUCCUCAGGACAGUUAUACAUAUUUUCAUGGUUUUGUAGUUCAACAGUGAAUACCUCUGCUACAUGUGUGAGCUCCAGGAAGGGAUAAAACCCUAGGGCAGUCUUUUCUAACCUGGCACCCUUCAGAUGGGGACUACAACAACCUGAAUUCUAAUUGGCCCUGAUAGUGGAGAAUUCUGGCUGGUAUAGUCCCAAUACAUCUGAAGCUGCCCUAGAUACAACUUGAAACAAAAGGAGCAGUCAGCUCCAUCAGCAAUCCAAUGUGGCUUGGUAUAUUUAGUCAGUGUCCAUUUCUUCUCAUGUUUUUUUUUCCAGGAUUUGUUGUACUUCUGGUUUUAUUUUAGAUACUUCGAUAACUGACAGAAUAUGUGUGUGUGUGUGAUGUCUGGUUUGUUGAUCACAGUGCUCUCCAUUUCUGGAACAAGGGCAAAUGAAUGGGAAAAUAUCUAUUAGACAAACAAAAAAUACA
This is a messenger RNA of Python bivittatus (Burmese python), 2910 nucleotides long. It is a transcript of the gene CISH, whose product is annotated as cytokine inducible SH2 containing protein. Gene Ontology annotation, cellular component: phosphatidylinositol 3-kinase complex. Gene Ontology annotation, molecular function: 1-phosphatidylinositol-3-kinase regulator activity. NCBI's taxonomy places the organism in Eukaryota, Metazoa, Chordata, Lepidosauria, Squamata, Pythonidae. The record is from RefSeq and is a predicted model, not a curated record. Gene Ontology annotation, biological process: phosphatidylinositol phosphate biosynthetic process; intracellular signal transduction.